CGAAGGUAGUAGAGAUGGCAGAUCUCAGCAUCUCCGUGUCCCUACUGGUGGGGAUUGUAGUUUUCAGUGAGGUGGCGAGGAGGACUGUCUUAUAUCUGCUCCCAAACCGCGUCUGGACCAUACAUGUUCUGGAGUUUAUUUCUACAUUCCAGCUGUGCGCGUGCACUCAUGAGUUAAAGCUCCUCGCGGAGGUGGGCGGACUCGAGACGCAUAUUGCAUUAACACUCACGUAUCUGGUCUCGGUGGUCCACGUUCUGUCAUUCCACGGUGCUAUCUGUAACCCCACCGGCGUGCUGGAGAAGCUUUACCGCGGGACUCUCUCCCGCAGAUGCGCACUGGUAAGGAUCUCAUGCCAGCUGAUCGCGGCUGUAAUGGCACGCAGCGUGAUGCCACACGUGUGGGCACUGGCGCUCUCUGACCUUCACUCAAAGCACAAACUGAUGGGGUUUAAAUGCAUGAACAGCCCUAUUAAUGCCCCGCUGCUACAGGCUGCUGCUGUGGAGCUGGGCUGCUCAUUUCUUAUGCACACAGCAGACUCUAACAUGGAUAAAGUGGAGGAGAAAUAUCAAGUCCAUGCCAUAGCUGCUGUCAUUACCGCCUUAGUCUAUGCAGGUGGACAUAUCACAGGAGCAGUCUUCAACCCAGCACUGGCAUUCUCAAUUCAGUUCCCCUGUCCUGGAAACUCUAUCUUCGAGUACACAUUUGUAUACUGGCUGGGACCAAUACUAGGUAUGGCAUGCUCUCUACUGCUUUUUGACCAGGUGAUCCCAGUCAUCUCAGGAAAAAGCACAAUUUUAAAGGGCCUAAACUCCAAUGACCUCAAAAAGAAAAAGAUGAAGUAAAUUUAAGGUGCUAUUUUAAAGGGUAUUAUUCAGUAAACACACUCAAAAAAAUAUAUUUUAGCCUAUUUUAAAGAUUAUUUCAAUUUCAUACAAAUUAAAACAAUACAUUAAAAUUUAUUUAAUAACACUUAAAAUAUUGAUUUUUUUAUUAAAGAUUACUCGGUUCGACUUGAUUGAAUUUUGUUAUGAAAAUGAAAUGCAUAAGAAUGGUGUUUUAAUGAAACUAUAUUGCAUAUUCCAAAGGCACAAUAAUCCUGUUUAGCUGCCGGUUGCCUGAAACGGUUAUAAAAAGCACAUGACCAACUCUUUUAUUCGUGCUUUUAGUUAGUUUUUAUGUUUCUUAGAUUCACUGUAAUAUUUAUUUUGGUGAUCAUAUUUUUUAUUUGUCACACUGUAACAUUUCUUAACAACUGGACAUUCCUGGAAUAAGCGCUGUUAGAACGUUAUUUGAAGAUAUAUCUACUAGCGAUGAUUAUUACCUAGUAAUAGGUAAUGUUUUACAACAAUAAUAGUUAUAUAAAGCACAGUUUGGCAGUGUCUUUGGGCUAUCCUGUGUAAAAGAACCUGGGUACACCAGAAACAGACCAGAAAAGAAGUGCCAUGUUGUGAACAAGCCAAUCAAGUUCAAGUUUUGACUGCAUAAUGUAUAACACUGCUGUGUUAGAAGGAAAACCGAAGCAGUACUAAAAAAUCAAUCCAAAUCAAUGUAUUAGGUCUGUUUUAAGUAAACUGUGUAAAAAGCAUGUCCCAGUGGUUAUUAUUUAACCUGAGAGAUCAGACCAGACUGUUGUGAAAUCAUUGUCACCUUUGACCUUCUGGGAUUUACAGACUGAAAUGGUGCACAGCACAAAAAUGUGCAGUCUCAGUCACCAUUCACUUUCAAUGUAUGAAAAAAGUGCAAUGAAAGUGAAUGUCAUUUUGCCUUACAUCUCCUUUUGUGUUCCAUGGUUUGGAACAACAUUACGGUGAAUAAAUGUUCGGUCAUUAUUGGGUGAACGAUGCUAAAUAUGUCUUUAGUUUGAAACAAAAGAGGUACGUAUAUCAAACUAAUA
Xyrauchen texanus (razorback sucker) is the source of this 1894-nucleotide messenger RNA. Its product is annotated as aquaporin-11-like. Gene Ontology annotation, cellular component: cytoplasm; membrane. Gene Ontology annotation, biological process: transmembrane transport. Lineage: Eukaryota; Metazoa; Chordata; Actinopteri; Cypriniformes; Catostomidae. The transcript is spliced from 3 exons. Bases 15 to 842 code for a protein of 275 amino acids. Gene Ontology annotation, molecular function: channel activity. The record is from RefSeq and is a predicted model, not a curated record.